Odocoileus virginianus texanus is the source of this 9159-nucleotide messenger RNA. It is a transcript of the gene GFRA1, whose product is annotated as GDNF family receptor alpha 1. Gene Ontology annotation, molecular function: signaling receptor activity. Gene Ontology annotation, biological process: nervous system development. The record is from RefSeq and is a predicted model, not a curated record. Gene Ontology annotation, cellular component: signaling receptor complex; external side of plasma membrane. Lineage: Eukaryota; Metazoa; Chordata; Mammalia; Artiodactyla; Cervidae.
CUUCCAGGUUGGGUCGGACCUGAACCCCUAAAAGCGGAACCGCCUCCCGCCCUCGCGCCAGCCGCCCGCCCGGAGCUGAGUCGCCGGCGGCGGUGGCGGCGGACGGACCGGGGAGUUUCCUCUCGCCCUGGAUGGAGCUGAACUUUGGGCGGCCAGAACAGCGCGGCCGUCCGGGGAUCGCUGCAUGCUGAGCUCCCUUGGCGAGACCGAGCGGCAGGCCCGGAUUUUCGGGGGGGCGGGGACCAGCUGCGCGUCGGCACCAUGUUCCUGGCGACCCUGUACUUCGUACUGCCGCUUCUGGACGUGCUCCUGUCGGCCGAGGUCAGCGGCGGGGACCGCCUGGACUGCGUGAAAGCCAGCGAUCAGUGCCUGAAGGAGCAGAGCUGCAGCACCAAAUACCGCACGCUCCGGCAGUGCGUGGCGGGCAAGGAGACCAACUUCAGCUUGACCUCGGGCCUCGAGGCCAAGGACGAGUGCCGCAGUGCCAUGGAGGCCCUCAAACAGAAAUCGCUCUACAACUGCCGCUGCAAGCGGGGCAUGAAGAAGGAGAAGAACUGCCUGCGCAUCUACUGGAGCAUGUAUCAAAGCCUGCAGGGAAAUGAUCUGCUUGAAGAUUCCCCAUAUGAGCCAGUGAACAGCAGAUUGUCUGAUAUAUUCCGGGUGGUCCCAUUCAUACCAGUGGAGCACAUCUCGAAAGGGAACAACUGCCUGGACGCCGCCAAGGCCUGCAACCUGGACGACACCUGCAAGAAGUACAGGUCAGCCUACAUCACCCCCUGCACCACCAGCAUGUCCAACGACGUCUGCAACCGGCGCAAGUGCCACAAGGCCCUCCGGCAGUUCUUCGACAAGGUCCCUGCCAAGCACAGCUAUGGGAUGCUCUUCUGUUCCUGCCGGGACAUCGCCUGCACAGAGCGGAGGCGGCAGACCAUCGUGCCCGUGUGCUCCUACGAGGAGAGGGAGAAACCCAACUGCCUGAACUUGCAGGACUCCUGCAAGACCAAUUACAUCUGCAGAUCGCGCCUGGCCGAUUUUUUCACCAACUGCCAGCCAGAGUCAAGGUCUGCGAGCAGUUGUCUAAAGGAAAAUUACGCUGACUGCCUCCUCGCCUACUCGGGGCUUAUUGGUACAGUCAUGACCCCCAACUACAUAGACUCCAGUAGCCUCAGCGUGGCCCCCUGGUGUGACUGCAACAACAGCGGAAACGACCUGGAGGAAUGCUUGAAAUUUCUGAAUUUCUUCAAGGACAACACAUGUCUUAAAAAUGCAAUUCAAGCCUUUGGCAAUGGCUCGGAUGUGACUGUGUGGCAGCCAGCCCUCCCAGUUCAGACCACCACUGCCACCACCACCACAGCCUUCCGGGUCAAGAACAAGCCCCUGGGGCCAGCAGGCUCUGAGAAUGAAAUCCCCACUCAUGUUUUACCACCUUGUGCAAACUUACAGGCACAGAAGCUGAAAUCCAACAUAUCAGGCAGUACCCACCUCUGUCUUUCUGAUCGUGAUUAUGAAAAGGAUGGUCUCGCUGGGGCUUCCAGCCACAUAACCACAAAAUCAAUGGCUGCUGCUCCAAGCUGCGGUCUGAGCGCACUGCUGGCCCUGGUGGUAACUGCCCUGUCCACCCUGUUGUCUUUAUCUUUGGCCGAAGCAUCGUAGCUGCGUUUACAGAAUCACAUGGACCUGUAAAAAGACAAAAACCAAGUUAUCUGUUUCCUGUCCUCUUGUAUAUCCGAAAUUCCAGUUUUAGGAGCUCAGUUGAGACACUGCUAAACCAGUUUCAUCCUACUGGAACUUUUUUCUUUCUUUCUUUUUUUUUUUUUUUUCCUAAGAAAGCUUCUUAUGAUCCUUAAGGCUUAUAUGGGAUCCCCAGAUACAGUGCUACAUUCUACACUCAGAAGGCUUUGGGGCACGUUGGAUUGUAAAGGGAUGGUUUAUUGUUGAUGUGGCUAUAAAGCAGACUGCAGCCUUGGUUUUCAAGAUCCUGAUAAGGAUGAUGAUUUUUAACAGUUUCACUCUGGUCUUGACUAGCUAGAGAAGGAGUCAGUAUUCCUAAAGAAUCUUCUAUAUCUCCUGGAGUAGGUUUGCCUUUUGAUGACAUGACCAUACCACGGCAGUGGUACGUGGAGGCCAAACUUUUUUUGUCACAAAGCGAAGAUUCUCAUCAAGACAAUCUUGAUGGACUUUGUACAAACAAGCUUGUACCAGUGUUCUUUCUAUAUGUAUUAGCGUUUUCCACGCUGAUGUUUAUGUACAGUAAACAGCUCUGCACUCUCUUACGAAAACAAAAAAACACCUGCUACAUCCAGUGUAGUGUCUGUCUCCUAGUCAAAAUAGAGAAUGAGAGUGGGUGUGAGACUUCACAGAACCUUGAGCAUUGAGACAGUCUCCGAAGCCUUACUUGAGUGAGAAGCCCUUACACUAACAAGAGUCAAAUAUAGCUGAAGCAUCAUGCUAAUAAUCUUUACAUGUAUGAGGUUAUAUGUAGAAAAAAAUUUUACUACUAAAUGAUUUCAACUAUUGACUUUCUAUAUUUUGAAUGUAAUGAUAUUGUCUUCAUUUUUUUUUUACCGGUGGUUUAAUACAAAAUACAUGGAGCUUGUUGUCCUUACAUAAGUAGCAUUAGCUCCGAUGUUGACUUCUCGAAGACAGGUCUUCAACAGCAGACUCUGAGGAGCCUCAUGCUUUAGCAGAAAGCUCUGCAUCACGUUACUGUGGAUAGGCAGCAGGAAACAGAGCAGCCAAGCAUUGUCUUUUAUCAUUUCUGGAAACACAAGCGUGCAUACCUGUGGGAAAACUGGUGGCCACUCGUCAGUGUUCUGCAAACUCUACAAAUGGCACCAUUGCCAGUUGACACAAACCAGGACCUUGGUUUUCAUGUUACCUGACAAUGGCAGCUUUGACUGGAACGGGAGACAGGACAUGCUGCCCUGUCUUCGGAAGCAGAUCCAUGCCCAGGAUACACAGCUCUUUUCCUAAGGAUUGUCUUGACUUUCAACUGUGAUGGCUUGGCCGCUCUGUGGAUCGGUUUGGUCUGAAGUCAUCAGAUAUCUGCUUGCACUGUGUUCUGUGUCCUCCGUGAUAGACUGUGACUGACUCUGUAAAAAAGAAAAAAUGUUUGGGGGAUCAAGAGGGUCACGGUCACCAUUAGGUCCAUGGAGAUAAGCUGGCCCAGAGACACAGAACAGGGACUCUGGAUAUAAGGCAUCUGACUUGUUAACUGCACGUCUCUUCCAUCAUUCUCUUCCUUCAGUGAAUAGCCCCGAAAGUGCACUUCUGAAGUCUGGUUGAAAUGGUGAGGUUUGAAAUCUACAAGGAUCGAGUGCUAGUAGCCAUGUUUCUUUGCAGCUGAACAGAGGCGAGGAAAUUCCACCCAAUAGAGUGUCUGAAGCGUUGGCUUUCUUCCGACAUCAGUAGAGUGGAUGGAGGAGGAAACCCACAGUGCUCAUUUCAUCCUGAUUCCCUUUGCCGACGGAUGAUUCCCUUUGCCUUGUAAGAAUUAAUCCAAUUACUAGGGUGGGAAAUCUGUUAAACCCAAGAUGAAGGCAUAGUCUUUUAGCUCUGUUGGUGUUUGAAGUACAUUUAUAUCCAAAUGUUAAUAAACAUAAAUGUAUAAUACUAAGUACCGAGUUUUUUCACUUCAAAAUGUUUUCAAGGGAAAUUCAUCAAACAAAUUCGACUAGUGAAAGGUUUCAUAAAGACUCGUACUUUGAAUAAACACAUUAAAUGUGUUGAAAUACUUGGAAUUCCAGUCAUCUGUGAAAACAUAUCUCUUCAAAGCAUAUUUUGUUUUAAUUAAAGUAUCUGUGUAUCUACAUUGGACUAAUUGCAUAGAGGUCAGAUUCUAUGUAAUCUACUGUAGAAAACUAUUGAUUACUUCUGUAAUAAACAGCGUCUCUAAUUAGCUUCAGAUGACCAAAGAGGAAAUGGAAGUUACCAGAGCUAACAAGGGUAGCCUUCAGUGAAGAAUGCGUGGAUGUGCAACACAUAAAUUAAAUUGUAAACAGCCUCAUGUUUCACCAACAUAGAUCGCAUUUUUCUUCAGAGAUAGAAGCACAUGAGAGUUACCAAAUCGUCAGUCUGAAAAUAAAUUACUGACAAAAUAAACAGGGGGAAGGAUGUUCCACGACAACUCAUUAGAGAGAUUCUUAUAAAAUCAUGCCAGGACUUUCUCAGUGGUCCAAUCGUUAGGACUCUACAUUUCCUUUGCAUAGAGUGUGGGUUUGAUCCCUGGUCAGGGAACUAAGAUCCUACUUGCUUCUCAGUCGACCAAAACAAGAAAAAUCUUGCCAAGCAAGUGUUUAUACCAUCUGGGGUGAUCUCAGUUUAACAUGGUGACCUAGAAACAUGAUCAUUUGCCCCAGUACUGGAACAGGCCAAACCUUUUAUCUUCUCUGGCUUCCUCUGGCAGCACUGAAAGCAAAAAAUGAUUCACUACUUCCUGUCCUUCAUUGCCCUGCAUUGAAGGUGCCACCAAAAUCCAAGAACUGUUUGCUGAGGUUUGGGCCUGUUGCAGAAAGCAUCUCAUAGUUGAUUUUGGCAAAACAUAAAAUAGUAACUUAAGUGCAUGGAGACCAAUGGCCCCCAAAUCAAGUCUAGCCGUGCCCCACUCGUUUCAGAGAGGAAAAAAAAAAGCAAGAUUGCAAAACCAGUUAGAAGCACAUACAGUCCACUUGAGAAUGUUGAGUAUCUUUGACCAAGAGGUGUUGGAGGUGUUGGAGCGUUUAAAAUAGAGCACAUGAAGGAAGAAGGGCACAAUAAAGAGAGGAAAUUCAGAAUGCCACCCGAAUAUUUAUUUUUCCAUAUUUGAUUUUUUCCAAGGCUCUAGUAGAAAAAGCGUAAGUUGAGAAUGACACAGAUUAUUUUUCAUUAAGUAUAGCAAACUGUAUCCAAAGUGUGAUAGGAAUGUGGUUUCCAUUUAGGGAAAAAAAAAAUUUUUUUUUUUUUUUAAAUUCUUAAUCCUAUAGUAAGAAAUGUUUUAGAAGCUGUGUCUUCAAGCUCAUCAAAUAUAGGCCACAGCUCCUCAAGAGCUGCUGUGGCCUUUGAUCUGGUCUAUAUUAAGAUUGUUCCUAUCCUGCACAUGCUCCAAGGAUGGGUUGUCUCCAGCUGUAUCCCCAUCCCCCACCUGCCCCUUUGUAGUCUAAAUCAGACACUCCCAAACACUCCAUCUGCUGAGCUAGGGAAGUGGGGGAGCGGAAGCAUUUCUGAAUCAGUGUUAAGUGCUUGGGAAAAGAGAUGUAAGAGCAGUGGGAGUUUAUAUAAUUAGCAAAUUCUUUUCUUAGAAUCCAGCUAACAUGUAUUUCUGUUGUUAUUAUUUACAAAAUAGUGGCCUCCAAGGAGCUGUCUUUUGGAAAAUAAGUAUUUAAGUCAAUAAACUGUGGGGCCAGAAAAUGCCUGUUUAAAUGAAAGCACAGUUUCUCAUUCUCUUUCAAACUGUUCUUGAUCUCUUGGAUUCAUACAGCCCUGAUCUUUAUUGCUUCUGCUCUUUGAUUAAACAAAUAAGACCAUGUCAGACCCACCGUUUCAAAAAACCCCAAAGCAAUGACAACACACAAGAGUGAAUUAUCAACGGCCCAAACAUGAUGUUGGCCAAAGGGCCUGAGCUUGGAGAGUUUGAAGAGAUGGAGCAAAGAUCAAGGUGCCACAAGAGACCACGUGCUAUGGCUGAAUGAUGUGUGCUAUCUGAUCCAAAUAGGAAACUUGUCCCAACCAAACAGCCAGAGUUCCCUGAAUUAGAUACCAGUCCCUUUGCAAAAAGCAAGCCAGAGCUAAUAUCUCAAGGACAGAGGAAGAAAUUCCUUUUGCGAAAUUCUGAAACAGCUGGGAAUUUUAUUAGACACCCUUACCAGCUAUGUUUCUCUCUCCUCCCUAAGAUAAGCAUCUAGUGUGUUUAUCUGAUACUUCUUGACUUUGACACAGCUUUUAUUCUCAAGUAACCAUUUGUUUGAAGUCUGUUGUCUAGGAUUUUCAAGACGACUAUACCUCUGAACUUCAUUCUCAUUGCAGAGGCCUUAAAUCUGUGGAUUUGGCCACUGCCUCCAUCCUGGGAUGUAUUCAGUGAGGCAGCUCAUUGCCCAAGGGUUGUUAACUUAAGAUACCAGCUGAUUCCCUUUUUUUGCAUUCUGAUUAUUGAUAACCCCAGUCCCCGCCCUUGUUACUUAUUGCCCAAGUAAUUAACAGAGUCCCUUCCCAUCAGUUCUUCAUUGUAAUCAUUCUAAAUUUAGUCCUACCCAAAUUAAUUCCUGUUCAGUCAGAUGCUGGUUUGACACGUAACCCUGGCUUUUUGAAGCCGGAGAAGUCUCUCUGAGGAGCCGGGCGAUUUGAAGAUGAUGCUAAUCCCUGAGUAGAAAGUUCAUCCAGCCAGCCCUCUCCCGAGCUCCCUCUUCUGAACUCCUAUUGUCUUGUCUGCUGCAUCCCUUGGUUGCUCCCAGAGCUCUUUGUCGAGCUUCUCCUCCCUCCCGGAGAUAGCCCGGGUCGUUCAGCGGGCUGCACCACCUGCACUUCUGAUUGCUCUGAGACCCAGCCCGGAGGGGUGGGGAAAGCACGCAAGCCCUGUUUCAAUAAACUGCCUGCAGAGAAGUCAGCCUGCUCGCAGCCCUGGCGCUCCCAGCCCCCUGAGGGCUCCGGGCUCAUUUGACCAGCACAGCUGCGACUUCGGGAUCUGCUGCUGGCAGGUGCCUGCUUCAGCAUCUUGUCCCACUGCCACCGGGAGUUUAUUUUUGCUCAAGGGCAGCUGCCAGACCCAGCACCAGCAUCAAUAGAAGGUUUUCUCCGAUUUUCUUCUCUUCAUCCCAGGCCCGGCUUUCUUACCCAUCCCCGUUUUUUGUUUUGCAGAAAAUGCCAAGGGAUUGGCCAGAGACCAUCACCUCCUUCUUUCUAACGUUUUUUUCUGCUCACCUUAGCAGCUUCCCUAGCAGAAACGAUGACCCAUAGCAGGAAGUUAAACACUGCUGGGUGAAUGAAAAACUUUAGGACGUCAAAGGGUUUCCUCUGUAAUAUAGUAGUCAGGACUGGCCCAUUUAACAUCCUCUUGCAGCCAUGAAGAUGCUGCAAGGUAUCCUCCUGAAGCUAUUGAGGGUGACCUGGGAGAAAGGGUGAAAAAAAAGCAUUAAAAUCAAAGUGACUUUCAAUCUGUCUGCUUCAUUUUCUGCCGAGAGAUGAAAACCUAGCACUUGUCUCCAGGAAGAGCUGAGCGUGAUGGGCCAACGUCUCCAGAAAGGACAGGACUCCACAUGGGGUCGACUUCGUGGGAAAUUAGCCAGUGAGUCUGCUGAUAUUUUAACCCUGCUUUAAGUGCAGGAUGCUGGCAAGAAAGAUGGACCAUUCCACCAGUCUUGACCCACCCCAGGGAUGCAGCCUCUGCCAGCAUCCUGAGAAGCAAACUCAGGUGCUGAACAAUUCAGCAUGUGUGUGGAACAUCUACUGUGCUUGAAUGAACCAUCAGUUGGAGCCAAAGCUGUGUAAGUUGAGAGCAUAAGGCCCUGUGACUGCAGCUUAAGGGAAUAACCAUCAUUUCCAGAUUGGCAUAACCUUUCACUCUGCUAUCUUUUGGAGACUCUAAAUUGUCUUUGUAGGUAGUCCAUAAAGCUGUUUUUCAGACUCAGUCUGUAAGAGUUAAGUCCCCUUCCACAUGCCUACAACCUGCCCACCCCACCCAUCAUUAAUAAUGCAGAUAUAUCCACUCUGAGCCUGCACCCAAAAGGCCACAUGGAAAAUCCAACGGGGUCACCCCUCUGAGCCUCCAGGGGCUGUGAGCAUGGCCAAGUCCACAGGCCAGUGGAAGUCCCAGCUGCCAGGCAUCAACCAUGGUGCUGGUGGGAAAGGGAGACCCCAGAGCUGUCCGCCAAGCACGGAUCUUAGAACUAGCCAAGAGUAGAAUGAGAAAUCGGAACACCCAGUGGAUGCCCCGGGUGUAAGGCUGUUAGAAGUCAGUAAGGGCCUACCACAUGUCACCAGCCUGGCAGGAUAUCUGCAUGGGUCCAGGUGAAGGUACUCUGGGCUCUCUGAGCCAGCAGCACUUAAAGCUCCAUCUGUAAAGCUCCCAUUCUCUUUCUGUGUCACAAGUGCUGCAGGGCUGGAUGAUCCAGCUUUAUCUUCCUGGUGUGCAAACGUGCUUGGUCUGGAAUUUGUUUUUGUAUUUUUUUAGCUUUAGCUGAAGGCAUUUCUGAAAUGCGGGGUGGGGGAGAAAAAGAGAAUGGAAAUGAUAGAACCAAAUCACAGAUUGCCUGCCUGAUUUGGCUGUGGUCUUCUGGUAAUCAGACAUUCCUGAUGUGUUUUUCUGGAUUCAGAAAGAGCUGAUUGUCCUCAGAGGGUUGAAGCAGUGGUUUCAGAAACCUGAAAUCCAGGGCCUUAGAGUUCUCCUAAUUAUCUGUCUUUUCUCUUUUUCUCCUUUCUCUCCCCCAAGGGAGGUGGGCAAACACUUUUUAAACCAGAGUUUGCUUUAAAGAGUUUUCUCAUCCUCUGCAUUUCCCCUUGAUAUUGAAAUUAUUUUCUCUUGUUUAAUCCAGCUCCUGCUGAGAAGCCCUGUGAGCUGUAGGAAGUGGGGCUGUUUCCCUGUGUCUUUCGGAUGGUGGUGCAUUUUUACUCUUAACCGGAGGGUACAUCUCAGUUAUGUUCAUUCUAUUUCACGCAAGUUAACAAUACAGGUGGAAGAGAGGAAGGAUUCUGGGUUUUAGGAUCAUUUUAGAAUUCUGUCCUGGGAGAGGGGUUCAUAUACCCAGCCUCAUAAGAGCUGGGGUGAGGGGUGGAGUGAGCCCUGCAGAAGCCCCCAGUUAGAAGAGAGUAUGGAUGAGCAGCUUUCCUUCUGGUCUCCUUUUCACAUUGUCUGUUUCCUGAGUUUUUCAUGUGUAGAAGAUAAUGUGUUUAUUUCAUCAUCUCAUGUAUCUUCUUCCUGAGGAACCUGGAUGUUCUCCUGGGGUCUUUCCCAUGCAGCUUCCUCACACAGCUGUUUUGCACCUUGCUUUAUCACCACCACCCACGCAAGACCAUCUCCAUGCAGAAGUACGCCUUUUGUUCUUUGGACUUUUGGAAGUAGCUUUGUGAUGUUUGAAUUUUCUGUUAGCAUAUUGCUCAAGCAUUAUAGAAUGUAUGUACGGAGUCCCUUCAACCAUCUCCCCUGCCCCAGAAUAUCCUAAUAAACAUUGUUUUCUUUUUUGUUUUUUUUUU